GUGUAAACUGAUCAUCGGUGGUCGUAUUACCUCUGUAAAUCUUUUAUCCAAAUUGAUGAUAAUGUGGUUCAGCCCUAUUUCUGAAGAGGAUUACAUGCUUCGUCAACAGCUGGGAACGUUUUUCAAUGUUUAUGCAUCAUCUUUUGCCGGAUCCCAUUAUAUGUUUCAACAAGCAUUUUUGCCAACACUGAAGACGCUGUACGAUGCUCCGAUGGACAGUCCUUUACAUGAAAUUGAUCCUGAUGAUGUAGCCAAGUUAUUGAUUAAUCUAAUACUUGUCAGAAUGAACAAGGAAAAGGGACCCAAUCCGCAUAAUAGCCUUGCCUUAGCCAUUUGCAAGGAAAUUCUCAACACAUAUGGUGCAAAUCUUGGGAAUGUCCCUGUGCUUGUAAGAUCUCUGUUACCCCUUCAGUUGUCCUAUGAUGAACCGGAGUUUCGGGAGAAUUUUGAGCAUUUGUGCCGUCAAGUUUUCGAGCUUCUGGAAGAUGCGAACAAUAAAAUACUAGCAAAGUACAUGCAGAAAGUCAUUUACAGAAUUGAAGCGGCGGAAGUGAAGGAUGGCACACAGCAGUCUGAUAUUAUGAACACAGAACUGCCGUCUGAAACAACUGCCAGCAAUAUGAACACUGCCAAAGAUUCACCUAACGCUGUAAGUAAAUACAAAUCUACUUAAUGCUGCAUGGAGUUCAGGAAUUGGGUUUGUAG
Bemisia tabaci is the source of this 705-nucleotide messenger RNA. Lineage: Eukaryota; Metazoa; Arthropoda; Insecta; Hemiptera; Aleyrodidae. The record is from RefSeq and is a predicted model, not a curated record.